Messenger RNA from Echinostoma caproni, 462 nucleotides. Lineage: Eukaryota; Metazoa; Platyhelminthes; Trematoda; Plagiorchiida; Echinostomatidae. The record is from the annotation of a GenBank genome assembly.
GUUGCGGAUCAUUUGAUAUUUUUAAUCACUCCCCAGUUAAUUGGAUGCAUCGGUACUCCAUUUAACCGAAACACCGUACGGUUAAUGAUGUGCAUGUUUGAUCGGGACCAUAGUGGCACAAUCGAAUUGAACGAGUUCGGUCAGCUGGUCGAUUAUGUUCAGCAGUGGCGUUCUGUAUUCCAACGAUUCGAUCGAGACGGUUCAGGCACAAUUGAUGCACGGGAAUUGCAAACCGCUUUGCGCUCGUUCGGCUACAAUCUGUCACCGAACUUUAUUCGUAUGAUGGUCAACCGGUUCGAUCGCACGCACCGAGGUGUGGUUGCAUUCGAUGAUUUUAUCCACAUGUGUGUUUCAUUGCAGGUGAGUGCCCCUCUUUCGUCAGUUAUAUUGAAAACGAUUGACGUCUUUUUAUCCCAUUCGUCUGAAUUUCAUUUGUUUUCUGCACAGUUCGGCUCAGCUUAA